GUGUUGACUUCGAAAGCAAACCAAUGGUUGUGAUAUGCGCUUGUAAUAUGCCAAAUCCUGCUGAUGUUGAUUACGAUAGAAUUUUAUCUCGAAUUUUACAAAAACUAGAUAUUUUUGUCGAAAGUGAUUAUACUGUUGUACUCUUUGCUGGAGGUGCUAAAUAUAAUCCUGGUUGGACCUGGAUGUUUCGAGCAUAUAAAAGUUUGAGUAGAAAAUACAAGAAAAAUUUAAAGUCUUUAUAUAUGGUUCAGCCAACUACUUGGGCUCGUGUAUAUCUUGAUUUUAUGAAUGUUGUAAUAAGUCCAAAAUUUGCAAAAAAAGUUAAAUACGUUCUUACUUUGUCUGAACUAGCUAAAUAUGUUCCUCUUACGCAGAUUGACAUUCCUCCAGCUGUUUACGAGUAUAAUUUAAAAUUUGAGGAUAGAAUUAAAUUACCAACCAAUUAUGAUGAAGAAGGACAUUUGAUGUUUGGGGUUCAUGUUGAAAAACUCAUGGGAACCGAGGGUGAAAAUGGAUUACCAAGAGUUGUUAGAGACUGUGUCGCGUAUCUAAGAUCAGAAGGUUUGGAAACUGAAGGUGUAUUCCGUAGAUCACCUAGCUCUGUAUUAUUAAGACAAGCAAAGGAAGCCUAUGAUCGAGGAAAUCCGGUAAAUUUAGAAGAUUAUGGUGUCCAUGUGGCUGCUGUUCUUCUCAAAAUGUUCUUUAAUGCUCUACCAGUACCAGUUUUUCCAAUGGAAACAUACGACACUCUUAAACAGAUAAUACAUAAGCCACAUUAUUUAGGAAGAGUUGAAUUUAUUCGUAGCA
This is a messenger RNA of Scutellospora calospora, 807 nucleotides long. The record is from the annotation of a GenBank genome assembly. Lineage: Eukaryota; Fungi; Glomeromycota; Glomeromycetes; Diversisporales; Gigasporaceae.